AGACAGCUGCAGCCAUCAGCUCGCCUGCCAGCCCAUUGAGACUCUGCGUAGCAAUCUGAGCUGUCCUGUGAGCAGCCUGGCUCUGUUGUGGUAAGUAGGGAGCUCACAGUUCUCAACCAGGACCAGGGAACGAAACAAAAUGGCUGCUUUGACGAUAGACCCCAUGCAGCAGCCUAGGAUGUACCAGCAGACUUUGCUUCAGGACGGACUCUGCGACCUCUUGGAGAAUGACAGGUUUGUGGACUGUGUCUUAAAAAUCCAGGACAAUGUGUUCCCCUGCCACCGUCUGGUUCUGGCUGCCAGCAGCCCCUUCUUCAAGGCCAUGUUUCUGUCUGAGCUGGAGGAGAGUAAAAAGCGUGAAAUAGUCCUAAAAGACGUUGACCCCAGUGUUAUGGGGAUGAUCCUGCGUUAUCUGUAUACAUCUGACAUAAACCUGACGGAGCAGAAUGUCCAGGAUAUCUUCAUGGUUGCUAACAUGUACCAGAUCCCCUCCAUCUUCUCUGUGUGUGUGUCCUACCUUCAGGAGAAGAUGGUGCUGGGCAACUGCCUCGCCAUCUACAGACUGGGUCUUCUUUUGGACUGUCCAAGGCUCACUCUGGAAGCCAGAGACUUCAUCUGUGAACGUUUCCAAGUUGUGGUCAGAGACCAGGAGUUUUUGCAGCUUGCCCCCAGCGAGUUGGCCAUCCUCAUCACCUCAGAUGCCCUAAAUGUUGAGCAGGAGGAGCUGGUCUUUGAGUCGCUGAUGGACUGGGUCCAGCAUGAUGAGACCAAACGGUUAAAGGAUCUGCCUGAGCUUAUACACUGUGUCAGAUUCAGGCUCAUACCCGAGGAUUACCUCAAAGAGAAAGUUGAACGUCACAAGUACAUCCGGUUCAACCAAGAGAUCAAGAAGGAGCUGGAUCUUGUCAAAGAUGCCCACAAAGGGCGUCUCCCAAAGCCCAAGAGGCUCAGCAGUGAUGGAGCAAAGGGAGGACAUGAGAGUGAUGAGGAGGAGGAUGAAGAAGGAUACCUGCCCGGGAUUUUAAACAACAACCCUCGAUUUGGCAUGUUUGAGCUGGAUCUGAUACUCAUGAUCAAUAACACAGGUACUGUGGCUUAUGAACCCGCAGGAAACGAGUGCUUUGUGGUGUCAGAGUCUACAGAGAUUCCCAAAACCCACUGCAGUCUGGUGACGAAGCAGAACCAGGUGUUUGUUGUUGGAGGACUUCUUUACAAAGAGGAGGACAAGGAUGAACCUUUCAAGUCUUAUUUCCUACAGUUUGAUCCAGUAAGCUCUGAAUGGUUGGGGAUGCCUUCACAACCCAGCCCUCGCUGUCUGUUCGGCCUUGCUGAUGUAGAAAACUCCAUCUAUGUUGUCGGUGGGAAAGAACUGAAGGACGGAGAACAUGCUCUGGACUCAGUCAUGAUCUAUGACAGACAGUCGUUUAAAUGGGGGGAGUCUGACCCACUGCCUUAUGAAGUGUACGGUCAUGGAACUGUGUCACACAAAGGUCUGGUCUACGUUGUGGGAGGAAAGUCUGAGAGCAAGAAAUGUCUGAGAAGAGUCUGCGUGUACGACCCCUCAAAGUUUGAAUGGAAGGACCUAGCUCCUCUGAGGACUGCUCGCUCUCUGUUUGGGAUCACCGUCCACAACCAGCAGAUCUUUGUGGCUACAGGGGUCACUGACUCGGGCCUCACCAGCUCUGUGGAGGUCUAUGACAUCCCCACCAACAGGUGGUCCGAGUUCACCGAGUUCCCUCAGGAGCGCAGUUCCCUCAACCUGAUCUCAAUGGGGGGCUUCCUGUACGCUGUGGGGGGCUUUGCCAUGAUGCCCAGUGAGACCAGCGAGGACCCUGUCCCCACAGAGAUGACUGACAUCUGGAG
Molecule: messenger RNA, 1863 nt
Organism: Nematolebias whitei (Rio pearlfish)
Lineage: Eukaryota; Metazoa; Chordata; Actinopteri; Cyprinodontiformes; Rivulidae
Product: kelch-like protein 40a
Molecular function (GO): protein binding
Source: RefSeq, a predicted model, not a curated record